Messenger RNA from Branchiostoma belcheri (Belcher's lancelet), 2149 nucleotides. RefSeq lists its product as uncharacterized. The transcript has 9 exons. Gene Ontology annotation, biological process: carbohydrate metabolic process. Bases 52 to 1386 code for a protein of 444 amino acids. NCBI's taxonomy places the organism in Eukaryota, Metazoa, Chordata, Leptocardii, Amphioxiformes, Branchiostomatidae. The record is from RefSeq and is a predicted model, not a curated record.
ACGUGAAUCCAUAGGCACUUAAUAAUAUAGACUUGGACAAGAUAAGACACGAUGGGCAUGGUAUGGGACAAUUUCGUGCGUAAAUUUUUGUUUCUUCUGAUCGGAAUAGCACUGGGCUAUACUCUGUCCAUGAUUCAAUACGCACACGACAUCAAAAACGCCGGACACCCAGCUGCUACCUAUAACCAGGAUGUACAACGUCGCUUCUCAAUAGAUGGGAAUAUCCGACCUCCCCAGGAACCAGAGAAGAAAAAUGGGCCAAGGAAAAUACUUCUGGACUGCGGAGCUAAUGUCGCAUCUACAGUACAGUUAUUUAGGGAGACCUACCCUGAUGGAAGAGACUACACUAUCCACUCGUUUGAGCUAGAUUCGAGGCUGGCGCCCUACUUCGCGUCCUACUCCGACCACGUGCUGCACUGUCCAGUCGCCGUGGCCGGGAAAGAUGGAAACAUCACAGCGUACGCCGAGACAGCCUGGAGACCAGACAAAGGCAAGGUGGCCGGUGCAGACAUGCAGUGGGGAGGGGGGAGCAUUUACGUGUAUGAGGCCGAGAAAAAGAACGGCAACAUCGGCAGACAUCUCGGUUUUCAGAAUGUCAUACCCAUGGUGGAUCUGUCCAGGUGGAUACGGAAAAACACCGCCCAGGAAGACUACGUUAUUUUCAAAAUUGACGUCGAGGGGGCUGAGUAUGAAAUCUUGGAGAAAAUGCUCAAAGAGGGCACCUUCAAGUGGAUAGACAAGUGGGUCUACUCUAACUGUACCCGGUCUCCUGGUGGACCCGCCCGCCUGGCCCUGACGGUACAGGUCGGGAUGAACAGGAAGGCGGCCCACAAGCUGGUGGAGACUAUUCGGGCGCAUCACAGCAAAAUGCCGGUCACUCUGUUCGUGUACGGGGACUUCGUGCAGGAAUAUCCGGACCUGGUCACACAGUGGGCACAGAGAUACACCAUAGGGAUGCGAGAGAACGCACCCUUUCCAGAAGAUCACUGGGACCUUCAGAACACCAACGUCGUGCGGAUGGGAAUGAUCUCGGCCGUACAGCGGAUGAGAGAAGUGGGGCUGCAACCAGCCUACUUCUAUCCGAGUAGCCUGUCAAAACAGGUGAAAAAUGAAGCUAGUAGAAGGGGACUGAGAAUCAUCCAAUCGACAACCAAGUUUCCUCCGAACAUUGGCACGCUGUUGACGGAAAAGAACUACUACCGAUUCCGAGACGUGGAGAGGACGCCCAAGGCGCUCCGGAUCCUGCACGAACGGAUCUCAUACGGCGGGAUUCUCACUCUGGACAGUGAUCAUCCCGACAGCUACAUGAUCUCCGCUUUCCUCAUGGACUAUCUGUACGAAAACUCGGGCUUCGAGCUUGUCAGUAUAGACAACUGUUUAAAGUGAUAAAAUUAAUGCAUGAAUGAAUGCAUGGAUAAAUAAUCUUUAUUGUGCAUGCUCAACUUAUAUAUACUUUGUCGUACAUUGUAUGGCAACAAUGACAAUGUUAUCAUUACAGUACUGCUAGUCUAUUUUUAGAAGCUACACGACCAAAAUGCCAAUCUUGUUUUUCUUCAGAGAUAAUUUUCUUCCACUGAGAAAAUUUUUGUUCACCCAAGAAAAAAUCUUGUCCAUGAAUUGUGCAAGAAUUUCAAGAAACUGCAUUUUAGCAUAAUAUAUUAUCUUUCUUGUGUCAUUUUAUGACCUCACUGCAUGGUGUUCCUAUGAGCAAAAUAAGUCAGUACACUGUACGUAGUAUUUUAUUAUAAACCCUUUCUUCUUAAAAUUAUGUCAUAUACAAUUGAGUUUUUAGAGAACAAUCUAUUUAUACGGUUGUGACCAAAAAAUCACAUUUAUGAUGGCAUAUUACGUCAGAAUAACAUAGACGUUAGCAGUAGUUAUGAUAACGUUUUACUACUACACCAUCCUAAAAAAUCUGGUAGUCAUACUGUGUACCGUUCGCGAGUUCUGAGGGGGAGGCGAAGAAGCCCCCCCCCCCUCCCCCGUCCCACGAAGCCCGGUCUAAAUAGGGUUAAUUUACCACUGUAUUCCUCUGAGUAUUCUUAAUUUUCUAAACAUAGAAUGGGUCGAUACAAGAAAAUACCAAAUGACCAAAUUUUUGUCCAUUUUGUCCAAACAUGAUUGAAAAUGAGCACCAUGUCAUAUUUGA